Messenger RNA from Lucilia sericata (common green bottle fly), 4577 nucleotides. It is a transcript of the gene koi, whose product is annotated as sun domain-containing protein 1. The transcript has 8 exons. The record is from RefSeq and is a predicted model, not a curated record. Lineage: Eukaryota; Metazoa; Arthropoda; Insecta; Diptera; Calliphoridae. Gene Ontology annotation, molecular function: protein-membrane adaptor activity. Gene Ontology annotation, biological process: nuclear envelope organization. Gene Ontology annotation, cellular component: nuclear envelope; meiotic nuclear membrane microtubule tethering complex. The coding region runs from base 398 to 3697 and encodes 1099 amino acids.
UUUUGUUUCAUUCGCAUAUUUUAAAUUGAAGCAAGCGGACGUUCGUCGUACAACGCGAGUGUUCUGUUAAAAAGAAUCUAAUAAAUUAUAAAAGCAGCAAAAAAAAGAAACUAUUAAAAAAAAUAUUUUGCAUAAAUAAUUUGAGUGACUAAUUAAUGUUUAUUUUUAAUUAAACAACUUAUACAUACAAUCAAGGAAAAUAUAAUAAGAAAAUACAGUGUGAAAAAACACCGCAAACAAUUUUCUUGGGUGUAAAAAAAAUGUUAAAAAUUUUCAACUGAAAAAAAAAAAUUUUUUGCAAAAACAAUUAUAAUUUGUGGAAAUUAAUAAAAAACAAAGUGUGUAAAUAAAUUAUAGAAAACUUUGAAAUAGAAAUCAUCAUAAAAGUGUUUAAAAGAUGAGUGAAUAUACUAUAGAGACUAGACGUCGAUCUAGGUCGAAAACACCAUUUUUACGUUCCAGUUGUGAUCAUGAAAAUUGUGAUCAUGUUGGCGAUGAACCACAUGUACAUCAUCAAAAGAAAAAAAUUACAUCUUUGGCACCAAAUGUGAAAACUAUUGUUGAAGAAACCGUUGAGGUAACAUCAUCAUCCACAGUUGGAAGUGGCAAAGAUAGUCCCUCAAAAAUGGCACAAACUAAAAUCAAAACAUCCGAUUACUCCAGUGAAGAAAGUCCAGAAAAUAAAAACAAAAUUAACACCAGAACCACAACAACAACUUCCUCCUCCUCCGCAACAGCUCAAGGAUAUACACAACAACAAAAACAAACCUUAAGCGAAACACGUACAUCAACAACGGUUAUAACAAAAAGUAAGAAAUUAGGAGGAAGUAGCAGCGUUGCUACUUCAACACCAAAGGCCAGUAAUUUUGUUACAAGUUUUGCCUCACAAUAUGCUUCAAGAAGUGAGGGAGGUGGAAGUGGUGGUGGUGGUGUCAAAAGCGAUCAUAGCAGCCAACAGCGUAGAUAUAAAGAACACACACAAAAUGUAUUAAAUGCUGAAAAGGAGCUAAGCACCAGUAAAAACAAAUCCUUAAGCGGUUUCUUGGGUAAUUCAUUUGGUGAUGGUAGUCUCAAUUUAGAUGCCAGUGAUCAUAUUGCCUAUUUGGAAUACAAAAAAGCAGGAGAAUAUUGGAAAACCACCCCCAAAACAGAUUACACCUAUUCGGAAUUAUCUCCACACAGACGUGAAUUGGCACCCGGUAUUGUAGCCAUGCCCAACAUGUCCCGCCAAUCAUUGGAGAAUCAUCAUGAACGCAUCAAUUAUAUGAUACAACGUAAUCCCGCCCAAGAAGAACAAAUCAGACGUCGUUAUGAAUCCUCCAAAUAUACACAAAACAGAAGAGCAGCUGAAAGAUUAGCUUAUGAUUCUGGAGAUGAAGUUGAUUAUUCACAAUAUCAAACAUAUCGUACGAGCAGAAAUGUUUAUAAUUACAAUAACAAAUAUGAAGAAUCUUGGCUUAUGCGUUUUAUAACAACAAUUGUCACUACUCUAACAACCACCUGGUCUACAAUAACUGGCUCCAAUAGUGCUAAUACAGGUGGUGGUGGUGUCGGCAUGUAUACCUACAGCAGUUUGUAUCAAACGAAAUUAGCCGAAGAAAGGGGUUUCUUUGGUUCCAUUGUUCAUGGCAUUUCGUCCGCCUUCUUAGCCAUUGUACGCCAUCUAUAUUUGUUUAUAUCUUCCGUUUUAUGUUUGGAUACGUGGCUGCUACAAUCUUCAAAUGCUGAAAGUAAAAGCAAAAAACGUUUUUUGUUAUUUUUAUUAAUGCUGUUGCCAUUGUUAUUGUUAGCGGCUUGGUGGCUUUUGGAUGAACAAGAUCGUUUAUUAAUUGCACAACGUUGGCAUUCAUUGGUACCACUUUCACUUAUCACCACCCUUAGAAGUUCACUUUAUACCAAUAUUCAUACUCUAAAAAGCUUUAUGCCUCUAUUCGCUUCCUCGACGCACAGUGCCACUAGUCAAAAUAUGGAAGAUUUGAAAUUAUCUUUAUCGAAAUCUAUGGCACCAGAGGAAUAUGAAAAUAUUUUGAAUCACAUUAACAGCUAUAUACACCAGCUGGUAGAUGUAAAGCUACAAGAACAACAACAAAAACAAUUGGAAAAAGGCUGGGAGCUUAAUACCAAACAAACUCAAUUAAUAGUACAAAUAAUCAAAGAAAACUUGGAAGCUUUAUCCAGGCAAAAGCGUUUUAGCGACAGCUCAGCUUCACUCUCGGAUAAUGAUCUAAACCUUAUCAUACAAAAAGUUUUAUUAAAACUGGAAAAUACUCAAAGCUUUAAUAAACCUUUAAAGCUUUCCCCAGACAAUAUAGAAGAGAUUAAAAAUUUGAUAACACAAACCAUAGAAGUUAAUAAUCAUGCUCAUUAUAAAUUAAUAGUAGAAAAAUUGGAUUUAGAUGCUUUAAUUGCUAAACUUUUAAAAGCUCCUCUCUUCUCCAACUAUAUACAAUCAGAAAUCUCCUCACAACUUAAUGAUAAACUACAAGAAAAGCUAAUACUUUUACAGCAAUCUCAAACAUCGGGUGAUGAUCAUUAUAAAUUGAGUAUAGAACAACAAAAACUUAUAAUAGACAAUUUAAACAAAGAUAUAGCCUUUAUAAAACUUGCCUUCAAUGAUAAACUUGCGGAAAAUGAGGAUUUACAUUAUUCCAUCAAACAAUUGCAGCAGACUCAAGAUGCUUUACUACUACGUUUGCAGGAAUUGGAAUUGUCUACCGACCAAAAGUUUAACAAUCUUUUACAGGAAAUCACCUCAAAACUCAAUACACUCAAGGAUGAUCAAUUCUCUUUACUCAAUCAACAAGUUAAAUUAUCUUUAAUCGAAAUUUUAGGUUUUAAAGACACAACCAAAGAUGGUGCUCAACUCUCGGAGAUAGAUCUACAGAAUUGGGUACGCAAUAUGUUUGUGGCCAAAGAUUAUUUAGAAUUACGUUUGGCGGAAAUUAACAAUCGUACAAAUGAUAAAAUCAAACAGGAAAUUGAUAAAUCUGGCAUGUUCUUAAUGCGUGACAUUAGCGAACGUCUGAAACAGGAAAUUAUCAUUAGUGUAGAAAAUAAGCAAAAAGAAACUCAGGCUGUUCUUAAAGGACAAAUAAAGGAGGCUCUAUCCGAGCAAGAAGUUCGCAAUAUUGUUAAAUCUGUUUUAGCCAUUUAUGAUGCUGAUAAAACGGGUCUUGUGGAUUUUGCUUUAGAAUCGGCCGGUGGCCAAAUACUCUCCACCCGUUGUACCGAAAACUAUCAAACUAAAACGGCUCAAAUAUCAGUAUUCGGUAUACCCUUAUGGUAUCCCACUAACACGCCUAGAAUAGCCAUCUCGCCCAAUGUACAACCGGGUGAGUGUUGGGCUUUUCAAGGUUUUCCAGGAUUUUUGGUUCUCAAAUUGAACUCAUUGGUUUAUGUAACUGGUUUUACAUUGGAACAUAUACCCAAAAGUUUGGCGCCCAAUGGACGCAUUGACUCGGCACCUAGAAAUUUCACAGUUUGGGGUCUUGAGCAUGAGAAGGAUCAGGAACCAAUUCUAUUUGGUGAGUAUGAAUACACCGAUAAUGAUGCUUCAUUGCAGUACUUCCCACUACAAAAUAAAAACAUCAAGAGACCCUAUGAAAUUGUCGAAUUGCGCAUUGAAUCCAAUCAUGGACACUCUUUGUACACCUGUCUAUAUCGUUUCCGUGUACAUGGUAAACCACCGGCUGCCUAAUAUUAUAAAAGAAGAACAGUCUCAGAACAGAACCAGUCCAUACCCAUCAACAUAACUUAGCCAUAAUUGAUAAAUUUAGUUAAUUAAGUAUAUAUAUAUAAAAAAAAGCACAAUUACCAUUUAGCUAUUUCCAUGAAAAUAAUCUGUAAAUAUAAUUAUUAACUUAAAAACAAAAACCUAGUAUGUAACAUGUGCCUUAACAAAACAUACUUAAACGUUUUGUAAAUGAACAGAAUUCCUAUUUAACAAACAAAUCUAUUUUUAUUAACAAAAAAAGGCGCUUUAGUAAUAACAAAAUGUAUUUAUAAACUUGUCUCUUUAAACAACUUAAGUAUAUUUAUCAAAAAUAGUUUGUCAAGUGUUCAAUUUAGUUUAGUAAAGUGUUAAGAGUUAAUUUCUUUUUUAAUUUUAUUUAUUGCAACUACUUAAUCCCUACUUAAAUAAUCUACAAAAUAAGCUUUGUAUAUAAUUAUAAUAAUUUUAUUUAAAAGAUUUAAUAAAUCUUAAAUUUGUGCUUAAAUUUAUUUCUCAACUAAAGUUUCUCUCUAUAUAUUAAAUUAACCCUUUUUGCAUGGAUUAUUUGCAUGUUUAUUUCUAAGUUUAUGUACUAACAUAUCAAAUAUUCUUUAAAUUUAGUCAACGUAUUAUUAUUCAAUUCAAUUGUUUUCUUAAUCAUUUUGUAAACAAAUUUCCCCAACAUGAGUUUGUAACUCUCUGUCAUGUUGCGCUAAUGUUUGACGUUUGCUUCUUAAUUGUCCAUUAAAUUUUAAAGUGUUUUUGUGUAAUAUUUGUUAUAUUUUUUUGUCUUAAUUUUAAUGUAGUUUUUUUAAAUGUGCAGUGUUUAAUAAUGUUAAUUAAUAAAGUGCAGAUUUUAUGUUUU